Molecule: messenger RNA, 1891 nt
Organism: Trichomycterus rosablanca
Lineage: Eukaryota; Metazoa; Chordata; Actinopteri; Siluriformes; Trichomycteridae
Gene: rab40b
Product: RAB40B, member RAS oncogene family
Exons: 6
Coding region: 318-1184 (288 amino acids)
Biological process (GO): protein localization to plasma membrane; intracellular signal transduction
Cellular component (GO): endosome; synaptic vesicle; plasma membrane
Molecular function (GO): GTP binding; GTPase activity
Source: RefSeq, a predicted model, not a curated record
UCAGUGACGAGAAAAAUCAAACAAGGAAUCCAGUCGCGCAAAGUGUCAGGAACUGUUUUUCUAGUGCGUUUUUUGAUGUGAACAGUAUUUUAUAUAACAUUAAGAAAUAUCGCUACAAUUGCUUAGGUUCCAACAGUCGCAUGUGGUCUUUAUUUAUUUAGUAUAACGUAAUUCCUCGACAGCAUCACUGAACAUGGUGUGUGGAAGCGACACUGCAGCCAUAAACGAGACCUAAACAAACUGUCGAACAAAUUCAAUCAGUUCUACACAGGAGAACAGGGCAGAGGAAUACAGCAAAUAAAAGAUGCUGCUCUGUAAUGGGCCAUGGCAGUGAGUGGUUGCUGAAGAUGAGCCACAGGAGCAGCCCAGCAAAAGCCUACGAUUUUCUUUUAAAAUUCCUGCUGGUGGGAGACAGUGAUGUGGGCAAGGGUGAGAUUUUGGCCAGUUUGCAGGACGGAGCUACUGAAUCGCCAUAUGGCUAUAACAUGGGAAUUGACUAUAAAACAACCACCAUACUGCUUGAUGGGCGCAGAGUCAAGCUGCAGCUUUGGGACACCUCUGGGCAGGGGCGCUUUUGCACCAUAUUUCGCUCAUACUCCAGAGGAGCACAGGGGGUUAUCCUGGUAUAUGACAUCACAAAUCGGUGGUCAUUUGAUGGAAUUGACAGAUGGAUUAAAGAGAUUGAUGAGCAUGCGCCAGGAGUUCCGAAGAUCCUUGUGGGAAACCGUUUGCACUUGGCCUACAAACGUCAGGUGACGACUGAAAAUGCCCAAGCCUUUGCCGAGCGUCUGGGGGUUACCUUCUUCGAGGUCAGCCCCCUGUGUAACUUCAACAUCACAGAGUCCUUUACAGAACUGGCUCGUAUAGUUCUAAUGCGCCAUGGCAUGGAGAGAUUGUGGAGACCCAACAAAGUACUGAGUCUGCAGGAUCUGUGCUGCCGAUCCAUUGUCUCCUGCACCCCUGUGCACCUGGUGGACAAACUCCCGCUUCCUGUUGCCUUAAAGAGCCACCUGAAGUCCUUCUCCAUGGCCAACGGCCUUAAUGCUCGCAUGAUGCACGGGCGCUCCUACUCGGUCAUAGCCAGCAGCACCACAAAAAGAAACGGAACAAAAAAAUCCAAACUCAUCUACCCACCUCUGAGCCCAUCACAAAGCUGCACAAGGACCACCUGCAAGAUAUCAUAGUCUAAUCACACUCCACGCUCACUCUGAUCACUCUGAACAACACAGUUUACAGCACAAAGCCAGGCUUGAAGUCACCAGGGUUUCACUUAAUUGGAGAUGUUUCCCAGUGGCAUGUGACAUCAUUUGCCAUGAUAUUUUGAUUACAAAUUGGUGCAUCCUACAUACCAUAUCUGAAUGUGAUUGCUUAAAGAGAUUAAUCAGACCCACUAAGAGGAUUUUUGUGAAGCCAUUAUGUCACUGUAUAAAUAUAUGUACAUAUUUCAUCACGUUUGUAAUUGGUGGGAUUAAACAUACUGGUACUGUGUUCAGAUCAGAGAAAAGCAUGAGAACAGUUGUGUAUUUUAAAUCUUUUUUGGACCUAGGUAAAAAUACCAGCUUGUUUUCCUACCUUUAUUUUAAUGUUCUUCAGGAUACAUACACUUAAUGAACAUCAGUAUUGAGAAAUGCAGCUCUUUGUAAUGUGUAUUUGUCACGUUGUUUGAUACUAUGUUGUUAUUAUUCUUAACUAUUGUAAUGCACUUGAACAGUGAUCAGUAUUGUAGGAUUUUAUAUGGAGUGACACCAAAGACAUGGGAGACUGAAUAUGAAGCUUAUCAGCUCUAACACAUUUUCUUAUGGAUUCAACAGUAAUAUUUCAAUACACUGCAAAGCAACAGAAAUUCCUAACUUACUAUCAGGUUUUUAAUAAAAAAGUGUGUUAAUGACAA